Molecule: messenger RNA, 1985 nt
Organism: Pocillopora verrucosa
Lineage: Eukaryota; Metazoa; Cnidaria; Anthozoa; Scleractinia; Pocilloporidae
Product: MFS-type transporter SLC18B1
Biological process (GO): transmembrane transport
Molecular function (GO): transmembrane transporter activity
Source: RefSeq, a predicted model, not a curated record
UUAAGGGGUGACCUUUCGAGAGUUAGCCCCUCGUCGAUCGCUCUGACGAAAGGCCAACGCUCGAAACGCCAACCUUUAAACUCUUUAUGGUGCCCAAUUUAUGUUUUCAACUCAGUUGAUAACACCAAAUUACCCUCUAAGGGUGGUAAAUAACUGUCCUCAUUUUGGUCAAAGGAUUAUCCAUUCCGGUCCAUAAUGACUACUAGUUCAGAGAUUCUACCCAAUGAUCGGAGGAAAGGCUUGAUAAGUAACAGCCUUCAAGUCAGUGGGAAAGAGGAAACCUCAAGCUCAGAGUGUUCCUCUGGAGGUUGUUUACCUGGGAUUUCUCACUGCGGAGCUAUCCUCCUUAUCAAUUGUUUUUUGAACUUUAUCAUGGAUUUUGCUACAGAAGCGGUGUUUUCACCAUUUUUUCCUCAAGAGGCAAGGGAUAAAGGCGUGUCUGGAACUAUAGUGGGUUUGAUCUUUGGAACUUAUUCGUUUGUGAUUUUCAUUUUUUCGCCAUUUUGUGGAGUUCUUAUACCAAAAUAUGGCCCUAGGUUUGUUCUCUACUCAGGGCUUCUUCUUUGUGGGGGAUCAUUGGUUUUAUUUGGAUUUUGUGACAUGAUUGUAGAUCGGGAUGUGUUCAUAGCUGUUUGCUUUGUGUUAAGAGCAACAUGUGCCAUUGGAGGGGCUGCAACUGAAACCUCAACAGUGUCCAUUUUACUGACAAAAUUUCCUGAUAAUGUUGGAAUGGUUUCAGGCGUGGUGGAGACAGCUGCUGGAGCCGGAAAUGCCUUUGGUCCAGUUAUUGGAGGAUUUCUUUACACAGUUGGUGGUUUUAAACUUCCAUUCUUUGUCACGGGUGGCACUUUGAUUGGUGCAAUUCCAAUUAUAGCAUUGGCACUUGGCAAAGGAGAAGAAGAGAAGAAAGACGAGGACAAGGAAUCAAUAUCCAGGUUAAAAGUGCUUAAAAUUCCAUCUGCACUCAUGUUAUCUCUCUGCUUUGUCGUCAGUGGUUUUUCAUUUCCUUACUUUGAGCCUGUCUUAGGGCCGCAUUUAGAGCAGAUGGGUCAAAAUACAACACAGAUUUAUCUCGUUUUUCUUUAUUGGUCUGGCACGUACACUCUGUUAGCGCCAAUAGUGGGCUACAUAGGAGAUAAAACGAACUGUUAUCGAUCGAUGAUUAUAGUAGGUUUUAUUGGAUUUUUCAUUGGAUAUCUGUUGAUGGGACCUGCUUCAUUUCUCACGUUCUUACCACCUAAGACGAUUUGGCUGGUUAUUUUUGCAAUAACCAUCCAAGGAAUUGCUGGUGGUUUUGCUUUUGUACCCAUCAUGCCUGACCUUAUUAAAAGUUUAAGGGCAAAUGGAAUGCCCGAUAAUUCCUCCACAAACGCGCUUGUGUCGAGUAUUUACGGUUCUAUGUACUAUUUAGGAGCAACAAUUGGACCCAGUCUGGCUGGAGUAUUAGAUGAUCAUUUUGGAUUUGAGUGGGCCAUGAGUGUAGCAGCUUUCAUCUGCCUUUUCCAUACCCUGGUGAUUUGUUUAUUCACGAUGAGUGAAAAGAUCUCUUUAAGGGGAAAUUCUGACCCAUCAGAAAGGGAACCUCUCACUGUUAACAGCAGGAAGAGGACAACAAUUGAAUGAAAUGUUGACAAGUGUUUAAAAUGUAAAGUUGGAUUUAACAUGUAGAAACAUGUCACGAUGACUCUUCGCCGAAGAAGAAAGAAAAGUAAUGUUAUUUAAAGCAAAGUGAAGAAGAACCAAAUAAAUCCCGGAUAACUGUUGAUAAUAUCCUCUCGAGCUCAACGUUACCGUAAUUACCACCAACGUUUCGCUUUUUUCUACAGGAAAAACAGUUAGCAUGAAAUAUGUAAUAAAUUAAGCUACGUACAAAAAAAAGCUACCAUGUUAUUAAAAGUAACAAGUCCCUUCCUAAACGAAAUAAUAUCCCACCUACGAUAUUUAAUAUUCAGGCGUUGAACAAAACACCUCAGUGCUAAAUUCUU